Messenger RNA from Microthlaspi erraticum, 453 nucleotides. The record is from the annotation of a GenBank genome assembly. NCBI's taxonomy places the organism in Eukaryota, Viridiplantae, Streptophyta, Magnoliopsida, Brassicales, Brassicaceae.
AUGUACAGAUCUGCGAGUUGGAACCGUGGGACGGAAGACUACUCGUCCGCACCGCCUAAAGGACUAUGGAUGGGCUCCAUGAUCGGUCCACUCGACGAGGACGAACCACCUUCCUACAAUAAUCCACCUGAAGAGAUGGUUAAGAAGGAGAAGCCACGUGCCAAGUUCGCAGAAAACGCUAUUCACGCCAUUCCUUUUGUCCUCUUUGCAUGCGCUCUCGUCCUUUGGCUUUUUUCAAAUCCAAAUGUGGAUGUUGGGAUGAGAGAAGAAUCUAUUGCGGCUAGGAUUGAAGGAUUGACGAUCGAAGGAGACAUCGACAAUGAUAGCGAUGGAACUCAGACUGGUUUCUUGGGCGCCACCUUAGAACUCGGAGAUUCAGACAAACCAAACCUCACACACAAUGUUGGUCGGAACAGACGAGUUUCAAGGAAACUGAUUAAAGGUUUUUACUAG